AAAACUAAAAAAUCCUCAGUUGAUUUAAACAAAAAUGUCAAAUUUUCAAGUGACCAUUUCGUAAAUCGGAAAAUCAAAAUAGUAAAUACCAAAGACUAUAGUUUUAACGGCAGAUAGUAGUAGCAAAUUGCCAAUGAGUCCAAUAGCAAUUUGGCGGUUACUGUAUGGGGGCAUACGGUGCAGCCGCAAGCUCAUUAAUAAAUCUCGAGCACUCACAAGUAGCUUGUGGCAGAAUAUGGUCAGCAGCCAGGCAUCGACACAAACACACCCGCAAACAUCGGUAGAGGAGGGAAGCAAGUGGACAGGUGAACUGGCGUCUAAUGUCUGCUUCAAUAUAUACACCAGCCAUGUCGAUCGCCCACAAUUGUCAAAGGCUUAUGUUGCUCAUCGAUGCUACUCAACUUGUGAGAAGGCCUCAACACAAAUAUUGUCUAAGCUUUUCCCCCAGACAUCAAUGGAGCUUGAUGAUGAGGAAAGUCGGGAGCGGCGCAAACGCGAAGAGCAGGAGGAGCUCAAGGAAAUGGAACGAGCCUGGAAGCGUAUGAAAAUUGGGUUUGGCCUCUUUGGCGUAGGAGGCAUACUCUUCUCGUUCUGGGCUAUUUACUACUUUGGUAAACCAGCACUCGAUGAGCAGGGCAACGAGAUUGUCGACGAAUUUAGCUCAUUGCCAUUGGUGCAGCAGUAUAUUGCACGUACAUUUAAGUCAUUGAAUCACUUUCAACGAUUUAUACAGGAGCCAUCGAGCGACAAGUUGCUGCCUGAUCCCUUGCAAGCUCCCUAUAUCCAGCCACCGUACACUUUAGUGCUGGAGGUCAAGGAUUUGCUUAUUCACCCAGAUUGGACUUAUAAAACGGGCUGGCGCUUUAAGAAACGCCCCGGCGUGGAUGUUUUCUUAAGGGAGUGCUCUAAGUAUUUUGAGAUUGUCAUAUACACUGCUGAGCAAGGCAUGACAGUCUUUCCGCUGCUCGAUGCUCUCGAUCCAAGCGGCUACAUUAUGUACCGGCUUGUACGCGACUCCACACAUUUUGUGGGUGGUCAUCAUGUCAAGAACUUGGAUAAUCUGAACCGAGACCUUAAGCGUGUGGUCGUUGUUGACUGGGAUAAGAACUCAACCAAAAUGCAUCCUGGCAAUACAUUCUCCAUACCACGUUGGUCUGGCAAUGAUGAUGACACCACUCUGUUCGAUCUUAUCUCGUUUUUAAGCGUGCUCGGCAGCAGUGAAGUGGACGAUGUGCGUGAAGUGCUACAAUAUUAUAAUCAGUUUAAAGAACCAAUUACCCAGUUCAGGGAGAAUCAGCGCAAGCUCUCUGAGCAGAUGCAAGCAGAUGAACUUGAAAAAAAUAGUAAGCAGACACCAAUAGUGAAGAACUGGUCGCGCGGUCUCAUGAAGCGAUAAAGACGCAUAAUUAAGAGCGAAUAGUUUGUGAGAAAAGGAGGAAAGACCUUAAGGUUGUUAUCGUUGUCGUUCCCUUUACAUUGGUUGUUCUGAUUUGACAAAUCUGUCUCAAUAUAUUAAUAUUCAUAUAUGUA
Messenger RNA from Drosophila busckii, 1530 nucleotides. It is a transcript of the gene ttm2, whose product is annotated as mitochondrial import inner membrane translocase subunit TIM50-B. The coding region runs from base 134 to 1396 and encodes 420 amino acids. Gene Ontology annotation, molecular function: phosphoprotein phosphatase activity. NCBI's taxonomy places the organism in Eukaryota, Metazoa, Arthropoda, Insecta, Diptera, Drosophilidae. The transcript has a single exon. The record is from RefSeq and is a predicted model, not a curated record.